AUGAUGAGUGGUUGUGGCACUACCGUCUUAGACAUCUCAACUUUCGAAACCUCGACGCGUUACAAAGGAAGUAUAGUAACCGGGUUGCUAAAAAUCAAUGUUCCAGCUGAGAUGUGUGAAGAGUGUCUUCAAGGGAAGCAACACAAGAGUAUUUUCAGCAAGGAUGCAGGUCAUAUGACCAAACAUCACCUUGAGGUGGUGUAUUCUGACGUGUGUGGUUCAAUGCAAGUCGACUCGUAUGGUGGCAAUAGAUACUUUGUCAUAUUUAUCGAUGAUUUCAGUAGGAAACUAUGGACAUAA
Molecule: messenger RNA, 300 nt
Organism: Vicia faba (fava bean)
Lineage: Eukaryota; Viridiplantae; Streptophyta; Magnoliopsida; Fabales; Fabaceae
Source: the annotation of a GenBank genome assembly